Messenger RNA from Heterobasidion irregulare TC 32-1, 6942 nucleotides. RefSeq lists its product as uncharacterized. The transcript has 30 exons. Gene Ontology annotation, molecular function: pre-mRNA intronic binding; protein binding; metallopeptidase activity. The record is from RefSeq and is a predicted model, not a curated record. NCBI's taxonomy places the organism in Eukaryota, Fungi, Basidiomycota, Agaricomycetes, Russulales, Bondarzewiaceae. Gene Ontology annotation, biological process: spliceosomal tri-snRNP complex assembly; mRNA splicing, via spliceosome. Gene Ontology annotation, cellular component: U5 snRNP; catalytic step 2 spliceosome. The coding region runs from base 1 to 6942 and encodes 2313 amino acids.
AUGCAGCGGAAGCGAUACGGGGAAAAACGUCGAGGAGGCUUCGUAGAUAUGGGGAAGCAGGACCUGCCUCCUGAGCAUGUGCGAAAAAUCAUCAAGGAUCACGGCGACAUGAGCAAUCGCAAGUUCAGAAAUGACAAGCGCGUUCAUUUGGGCGCUCUCAAAUACGUUCCCCAUGCUGUCAUGAAACUGCUCGAAAACAUCCCAUUUCCUUGGGAGCAGGUCCGCGAGGUCCCCGUUCUAUAUCACAUCACUGGCGCCAUUACGUUCGUCAACGAAAUUCCUCGUGUUGCAGAACCGGUAUAUCACGCUCAGUGGAGUAGUAUGUGGUUGGCUAUGCGUCGAGAGAAGCGCGACCGCAGGCAUUUCAAGCGCAUGCGCUUCCCCCCUUUUGAUGACGAGGAGCCGCCGUUGGAUUACGGUGACAACGUCCUAGAUGUCGAGCCGUUGGAAGCAAUUCAACUCGACCUUGAUCCUGACGAGGACGCGCCUAUUCUAGACUGGUUCUACGAUCCCAAGCCCCUCAUUGACACGCCUCAUGUCAACGGCUCCUCUUACAAGUACUGGUCUCUGACCCUGCCGGUCAUGGCCAACCUGUAUCGCCUUGGCCGCACUCUCCUCUCUGACCACACCGACAUCAACUCCAGCUAUCUCUUUGACAAAAAGUCUUUCUUCUCGGCGAAGGCGCUUAACCUCGCGAUACCGGGCGGUCCUAAGUUCGAGCCGUUGUACCGCGAUAUGGAUAACUUUGAUGAGGACUGGAACGAGUUUAACGAUAUUAACAAGGUCAUCAUUCGGCAACAGAUUCGUACCGAGUAUAAAGUUGCCUUCCCCCAUCUUUACAACUCCCUACCGCGCUCCGUACAGAUUGCACCUUACCACACCCCCAAGAAUGUCUACAUUCGGACUGAUGAUCCCGACCUCCCUGCGUUCUACUUCGAUCCCCUCAUUAACCCAAUCUCGUUGCGUGGGGCAGUUUCCAAGAAUAUGCCCCUCGUCUCUCAUGAAGACGAGAUUUUUGGUCCAAAUGGUGCUGAUGACGACGAGUUCGAGCUUCCUGAAGACGUUACGCCAAUCUUGAGCGAGAAGCCGCUUGAGAAUGAUUUGACCGCUGAUGCCAUCGCCCUUUGGUGGGCCCCUGAACCGUACAAUAGACGGUCUGGGCGUAUGCGGCGAGCCCAGGACAUUCCCCUUGUGAAGGGUUGGUAUCUAGAGCACUGUCCCCCGAACCAGCCUGUCAAAGUCCGCGUUUCCUACCAGAAGCUCCUCAAGUGCUACGUCCUCAACGAAUUGAAGACGCGUCCAGAGAAGGCGAUGACCAAGAAGAACUUAUUCAGGCAGCUGAAGGCGACGAAGUUUUUUCAGACCACCAAGUUGGACUGGGUGGAGGCUGGCCUGCAGGUCUGCCGACAGGGUUAUAACAUGCUGAACCUGCUUAUCCAUCGGAAGAACUUAAACUAUCUGCAUCUUGACUACAACAUGAACCUGAAGCCUGUCAAAACACUAACCACCAAAGAGCGGAAGAAGUCGCGUUUUGGAAACGCCUUCCACUUGUGUCGUGAAAUUCUUCGUCUGACCAAACUAGUUGUCGACGCACAUGUUCAGUACCGUUUGGGUAAUGUCGACGCCUUCCAGCUCGCGGACGCUCUCCAGUACAUAUUCGGGCAUGUCGGCGCUCUGACUGGCAUGUAUCGGUACAAGUACAAGCUCAUGAGACAGGUCCGGAUGACGAAGGAUCUCAAGCAUCUGAUCUACUACCGCUUCAAUACGGGACCGGUCGGAAAAGGCCCUGGUGUCGGUUUCUGGGCUCCCGGCUGGCGAGUUUGGCUAUUCUUCAUGCGAGGCAUUGUUCCUUUACUCGAACGCUGGUUGGGUAACCUUCUGGCGCGUCAGUUCGAAGGUCGUAAUAGCAAGGGAAUUGCGAAAACGGUCACCAAGCAGCGCGUUGAGUCACACUACGACUUAGAAUUACGAGCAGCUGUCAUGCACGAUAUCCUGGACAUGAUGCCCGAGUCGAUCAAGCAGAACAAGGCGAAGACCAUUUUGCAGCAUCUCUCGGAGGCUUGGCGGUGCUGGAAGGCUAACAUCCCAUGGAAGGUGCCUGGUAUGCCUACGGCCAUUGAGAACAUUAUUCUUCGUUACAUUAAGAGCAAGGCCGAUUGGUGGACAUCGGUUGCGCAUUACAAUCGAGAGCGUAUCCGACGCGGUGCCACUGUUGAUAAGGCAGUUGUAAAGAAGAACCUUGGCCGUCUAACUCGCCUUUACCUGAAGGCAGAACAAGAGCGGCAGCAUGGAUAUCUCAAGGAUGGACCGUACAUUAGCGCUGAAGAAGCCGUUGCGAUUUAUACUGCAACUGUGCAUUGGUUAGAAAGCCGGAAAUUUGCACCCAUUCCUUUCCCGCCACUCUCGUACAAGCAUGACACGAAAUUGCUGGUCUUGGCACUGGAGAAACUGAAAGAGGCGUACUCUGUGAAGGGUCGUCUUAAUCAGUCCCAGCGAGAGGAACUGGCACUCAUCGAGCAGGCCUACGACAACCCUCAUGAGUGCUUGUCGCGAAUCAAACGCCUCCUCCUGACUCAGCGUGCGUUCAAGGAAUCUGGAAUCGAGUUUUUCGACACGUACGACAAGCUAAUUCCCUGCUACGAUAUUGAGCCUGUCGAGAAGAUCACGGACGCGUACCUUGACCAGUUUUUGUUCUUCGAGGCAGACAAGCGUGGAUUGUUCCCUGCUUGGAUCAAGCCCGCAGACACGGAACCUCCUCCUCUUCUGGUUUACAAAUGGUGUCAAGGCAUCAACAACCUCACAGAUAUUUGGGAGACCAGCGAAGGUGAAUGCAACGUGAUGAUGGAGACAGUUUUGUCCAAGGUUUACGACAAAAUCGAUCUCACUCUCCUCAAUCGGCUCUUGCGUCUCAUUCUCGACCACAACCUUGCCGAUUAUAUCACCGCGAAGAAUAAUACGGUCCUCACCUACAAGGACAUGGCGCACACAAAUGCGUAUGGCCUGAUCCGUGGAUUGCAGUUCUCUGCUUUCGUUUUCCAGUACUAUGGUCUUGUGCUCGAUAUUUUGAUCCUCGGCUUGCAGCGUGCUAGUGAAAUGGCAGGCCCUCCUCAAAUGCCGAACAACUUCCUCCAGUACCGCGACUCUGCAACGGAGACCCGCCACCCUAUUCGCCUAUACUCCCGUUAUGUCGACCGCUUGCAUGUCCUAUUCCGCUUUACAGCGGAUGAGGCUCGUGAUCUCAUCCAACGUUACCUCAGUGCGAACCCUGAUCCCACCAACAACAACGUCAUCGGCUACAACAAUAAACGUUGCUGGCCAAGGGACUGUCGCAUGCGUCUCAUCAAGCACGAUGUCAACCUCGGUCGCGCGGUAUUUUGGAAUGUCAAACAAAGUUUGCCAAGAUCUCUCACGACGAUUGAAUGGGAAGAUACAUUCGUUAGCGUCUAUUCGAAGAAUAACCCUCAGCUUCUGUUCUCCAUGUGUGGCUUUGAGGUUCGUAUCCUCCCGAAGAUCAGGACGAUGGGAGGAGAGCAGUUUUCGUUGAAGGAUGCUGUAUGGAACUUGACGAAUGAGCAGACGAAAGAGAGGACGGCACAGGCCUUCCUGCGUGUUUCCGAUGAUGGCAAGUGUGUCCAACAAUUUAACAACCGUAUCCGACAAGUCCUGAUGAGUUCCGGAUCCACGACGUUCUCCAAGAUCGUCAACAAGUGGAAUACGGCGCUUAUAGGUCUAAUGACUUAUUACCGGGAGGCCGUCAUUCACACCAAUGAGCUCCUAGAUGCGCUCGUCAAGUCCGAGAAUAAGAUUCAAACUCGUGUCAAGAUCGGUUUGAACAGUAAGAUGCCCUCUCGCUUCCCACCAGUCGUCUUCUACACUCCGAAGGAAUUGGGUGGCUUGGGCAUGCUCUCGAUGGGCCACGUGCUCAUUCCCCAGAGUGACCUACGGUGGUCGAAACAGACAGACGUUGGAGUCACCCAUUUCCGCGCUGGUAUGACGCAUGAGGAAGAUCAGCUGAUCCCUAACCUUUACCGGUACUUGCAACCUUGGGAAGCAGAAUUCUUGGACUCUGCUCGUGUCUGGUCCGAGUAUUCGAUGAAGAGAAAAGAAGCGAACGCUCAAAAUCGCCGGUUGACAUUGGAAGAUCUCGAGGAUAGCUGGGACCGUGGUAUACCUCGUAUCAAUACUCUCUUCCAGAAGGAUCGUCACACUCUUGCAUAUGACCGCGGUUGGCGUGUACGAACGGAUUGGAAACAGUAUCAGUUGCUCAAACACAAUCCUUUCUGGUGGACGUCGCAACGCCAUGAUGGUAAACUGUGGCAAUUGAACAACUAUCGUGUUGAUGUCAUUGCAGCACUGGGUGGUGUCGAAGGAAUCUUGGAGCACACACUCUUCAAGGGGACGUAUUUCCCGACCUGGGAGGGUCUGUUCUGGGAGAAAGCAUCUGGCUUUGAGGAAUCUAUGCGAUACAAGAAGCUCACGAAUGCACAGCGAUCUGGUCUCAAUCAGAUCCCUAAUCGUCGUUUCACAUUGUGGUGGAGUCCUACAAUCAAUCGCGCCAAUGUCUAUGUCGGUUUCCAGGUGCAAUUGGAUCUAACUGGUAUCUUUAUGCACGGUAAAAUCCCGACCUUGAAGAUCAGUUUGAUUCAAAUCUUCCGUGCUCAUUUGUGGCAGAAGAUUCACGAGAGUGUUGUCAUGGAUCUAUGUCAAGUGUUCGAUCAAGAGUUAGAGCCGCUUCAAAUUGAAACGGUGCAGAAGGAAACGAUUCACCCUCGAAAGAGUUACAAGAUGAAUUCGUCGUGUGCGGAUAUCCUCUUGUUCUCUGCGUACAAGUGGAACAUAUCUCGACCCUCUCUCGCUACGGAUAACAAAGAUGUCAUGGAUGGCACCACCAGCAACAAGUAUUGGAUUGAUGUCCAAUUGAGGUGGGGUGAUUUCGACACACACGAUAUUGAGCGAUACACUCGUGCCAAGUUCUUGGAUUAUGCAAGUGUUUCUGAUUCGAUGAGUAUCUACCCUUCGCCAACUGGUGUCAUGAUUGGCAUAGAUCUCGCAUACAAUCUGUGGUCUGCAUACGGUAACUGGUUCCCUGGGAUGAAGCCCCUUGUUCAGCAAGCAAUGGCGAAGAUCAUGAAAGCGAACCCGGCUUGUCAUGUUCUACGUGAGCGCAUACGGAAGGGUUUGCAGUUGUAUUCUUCAGAGCCUACGGAACCGUAUCUAAACAGCCAGAAUUACUCAGAGUUGUUCUCGAACCAAAUCAUCUGGUUUGUUGAUGACACUAAUGUCUACCGUGUGACUAUCCACAAGACAUUUGAGGGGAAUUUGACAACGAAGCCCAUCAACGGUGCCAUCUUCAUCUUCAACCCCCGCUCUGGUCAGCUAUUCCUCAAGAUCAUUCACACCAGUGUAUGGGCGGGUCAGAAGCGUUUGGGUCAACUUGCCAAGUGGAAGACGGCAGAAGAAGUUGCUGCUUUGGUCAGAUCAUUACCCGUUGAAGAACAGCCGAAGCAAGUCAUCGUGACCCGCAAGGGAAUGUUGGAUCCCCUCGAGGUGCACUUGUUGGACUUCCCCAACAUCGUCAUCAAAGGUAGUGAGCUCCAGUUACCGUUCCAAGCCUGCAUGAAGAUGGAGAAGUUCGGUGAUCUCAUCCUGCGUGCUACACAACCCCAGAUGGUGCUGUUCAGUCUUUACGAUGACUGGCUCAAGUCUAUCUCGAGCUACACUGCAUUUUCACGGUUGAUCCUUCUUCUCCGUGGUCUACAUGUGAACAAUGAGAAGGCGAAGAUCAUCCUUCACCCAGACAAGAAUACUAUCACGGAGCCUCACUUUGUGUGGCCGUCGCUGUCUGACGAGGAGUGGAUCAAGGUUGAGGUGGCUAUGAAGGAUCUGAUUCUAGCGGAUUUCGGAAAGCGGAAUAGCGUCAACAUUGCCUCUUUGACAGCAAGUGAAAUCCGGGACAUCAUUCUUGGUCAGGAGAUCGCAGCCCCAUCCGUUCAGCGUCAGCAGAUGGCUGAGUUGGAGAAGAGCACCGAAGCCCAGAGUCAGGUUACAGCCGUUCAGACACAAACCACCAACAUCCAUGGUGAUACGAUCCAAACUGUUACAACCACCAAUUACGAGCAGCAGGUCUUCAGCAGUAAAUCUGACUGGCGUGUGCGUGCCAUUUCGGCAACACAUCUCUCUCUUCGAUUGCAACACAUAUAUGUCUCCAACGACGAUGUCAAGGACGAUGCCGCUUCGUUCACAUACGUCCUUCCAAGAAAUAUCCUUCGUGCGUUUAUCAUAGCAGCAGACCUCCGAACACAAGUGGCUGCGUUCUUGUAUGGUACUUCUCCGCCAGAUAACAAACAAGUCAAAGAGAUCAAGGCCGUCGCUUGGGUGCCACAACGAGGCAACAAUAACUCUGUGGAGCUGCCUUCACAACUCCCUAAAGACGACUAUCUCUUGAAGGACUUGGAGCCGCUCGGGUGGAUCAAGACCCAAGCCCUUGAGCUCUCUCACCUGUCGCCAACGGAUAUCACAUCCCAGGCGAAGUUGAUGGCGGACCAUCCCGAGUGGGGCACUUCGUCAAUAUGCAUCACGGCAGCGUUCACUCCAGGAUCGGUAUCUCUGUCGGCGCAUUCCUUGUCAGUUGCUGGCUUCGAGUGGGGAAGGAAGAACCAGGACACGUCGCCGAACCCUCCGGGUUUCAAUCCCAACAUGUCCGAGCGCGUGCAGCUGCUCCUAUCCGAGCGUAUCCUCGGGAUGACGCUGGUCCCCGAGGGCCGGGUAUGGAACUACGGCAUCGGCUUGACACAGCUGUGGUCUCCCAACCUUGGCUACUCGAUGACGCUCGACACGCCUCUGCUCUUCUGGGCCGAGGAGCACCGUCCGGCUGCGUUCUUGACCUUCGCGAACCUCGAGACGGGCGACGACAGCGCGGAUGUUGAAAAUAGCUUUGCGUGA